CGGCGGGGGCCCGCUGAGGCGCCCGCUCUGACGCGGCCCGGGGCCGGCUGAGACCGCGCUGGAAGGAAGGCUGGGCGGACAGGACGCUGCUAGAACCGGCGAGCACCCUCCCGUAGCGGCGCCGGGUCACACCUGGCCGGCCGCACCGCCACUUCCAGCCCCGCGUCCUUCCCCUUCCUUUCCCACGGCCGCCUAACUGCCCGUCGAAGUGUUUCUUGUCGUGAAACAGAAGAUUAACCGAGGCGGUGAGCUCGAGGGCAGAGCAGGCACGAGCGGACAGGAAGGGCAGAACAGCAUUUUCUCGUGUCCCGUUCCCGCCCGUCCCUGCUGCUAGGCUCAUGAGGGAACCGCGCUGCGCACGCGACUUCGGAGGGAUGGCCAGACAAGAACCUCAAGAGAGAAACUAUGACAAUAUGCUGAAGAUGAUAGAGGACCUGAACAGAGACCUAGAAAAACUUCUGGAGGAAAUGGAAAAACUGACAGCCAAGAUUUCUGGCUUGGUAGUAUUUCUUGUGUUUAUAGUUCAGGCAACCUGGAUGGCAUAUGACAUGGUAGUAAUGCGUACCAACCCUGACCUGACCAAUUCCAUGAGGCGCUUGGAAGAGGCCUUCCUGAACUGCAGAGAAGAAAUGGAGAAAAAAUGGCAAGAAGUGCUAAGAGAAUCUAAAGGUGAAGAGCAAAAAAAGGAAUAAGUUGAAUUUAGUCAUGCUGGCAGAACUGCAUCGCUUGGAAAGUCUCCAGUUUUUUUGUAUUCCAGGCAUGGAGUUUUCACAAACACCAUGGAAUUGCUGUUCAUCUUACUAAGAACUAUGCAUGUGUUUACAUUUAUGGAAAUAUUUUUAUGAUAUAUUAAUAUUGUUGAAGAUAAAAGGUAACUAUGUUUCUAAUUUUUAUUAUGCUCACCUUGUAUAGCGUAUGUGCAUACAGAACUUAAGAUGCUAUAA
Messenger RNA from Tympanuchus pallidicinctus (lesser prairie-chicken), 944 nucleotides. It is a transcript of the gene SYCE3, whose product is annotated as synaptonemal complex central element protein 3. Bases 339 to 692 code for a protein of 117 amino acids. The record is from RefSeq and is a predicted model, not a curated record. Gene Ontology annotation, cellular component: central element. The transcript has 3 exons. NCBI's taxonomy places the organism in Eukaryota, Metazoa, Chordata, Aves, Galliformes, Phasianidae. Gene Ontology annotation, biological process: reciprocal meiotic recombination; synaptonemal complex assembly; spermatogenesis.